Molecule: messenger RNA, 1439 nt
Organism: Strongylocentrotus purpuratus (purple sea urchin)
Lineage: Eukaryota; Metazoa; Echinodermata; Echinoidea; Camarodonta; Strongylocentrotidae
Exons: 6
Coding region: 293-1354 (353 amino acids)
Source: RefSeq, a predicted model, not a curated record
UCGAACUUUCACCUUUCGUAACAGUUUCAGGGCUUUUCAAAUGUUCUUUGCUGUUUUUGAAACGUUGUUUGUUUUUAUUGUGUCAUUUUAUACUAUAGGAGGAAUCGCAUACACUCUUUUAAAGUCGUGUAAGAAAUGAGAGAUAUUUUUGUUUAAAUUAUGAAAUAAUUCUGGUUGUGAAGAUGACGAGACUCAUUUGAUGGUACAGUCUUGAUGUUUACAAUUUGAACAGUGAUAUCGAACCCGUCAUUAGCCUCUAAUCCAGUCGUUUCUUCCAAAGAAGCACCCAACUAUGGCAGCAUCACAGUACGACAAGCUACGGGAGAAAAACAAGAAGUACCCUAACAUCGAUAACCAUUAUAAGUACAACCGGUUGGUAAUGGAGGAUACAUGUACAGCUCUGUAUGGUAUUAUACUCCAAGAUAUUAGGAUGGGGAAGGCGGAACUCCUUAAGGAAUCCAAGUUUAUCCAGGGACGUCUUUAUGAGACAUUGACUUAUAUCCUUGAGAGACAGGGCAAGACUCUAGACCAGGUCAUGAUGGAGUUCGAGCACCCUAAGAUGAAGUACCUUCGUAGUCGUACCAUCGUUCAACCUCGGAUUGACAUGAUUCUCGCCCAGCAGGAGCCCCAACAGCAGCUGAUCUCCGCCAUCUUGAUCCGUAAACGAACAGCGGGCUAUGAACCCGACGUCCGCAGUGUUCGCUCCGACAUGGCCAGGUUAGCCUACCUAAUCCUCGAGAAGGUCUUCCGUUUCGCCUUCUACAUCUGGAUCGGCACGCUGGACGAGCUCCGGCACGAGCAGAUGACAAGGAGCUUGACCACGCUGUGCGAGGCCGAGGGCGAGAUCAAGAACCACCUCGUCCUCCGUAAGCACACCCUGGUCAUGCCGCGGAUCGGGAAACCCAUUCCCUCAACGUUCAUGACGACGCUCCUAGUCAAUAAGAUCUCGCCUGAUUUCUGCGUGCGACUCUACAGGGUGGAACCAGAGUCGUCCAUGUGGGAUGAUAGAGAGGAUGACGUCACAAGGUUACAUGAGUUUUAUAGCAGUAAUUCUCAGCUGAAUACAGGCUAUGGUAUGUGGGGUAUAAGCGGUCAGAUCAGUAACGUUAGAAACCAAGUCAAGAAAGUACGAGAUUAUGUCGAGGCAAGUCUGUUUGACCGUGCACGUGCUAUGCUGAUGAUGGCGAGGGUGAUGUUCACCGAUCUCCUGGUCGUGAAAAGCCUCGAAAAGGACGACGCCGAGGAGACCGACUACCUCAAGCACCUCCUGGAUGAACUUAAAGUCGAGAUCCACCAGGAGCUGGAGAAAAGAGAAGGACAAUCAACAUCGGAAUCGGAUGAGAGUGAUGACUAAGACGAACAAAAAAAGACUUUCAAAGCGACAACGUAGAAAAAUAGAACGAGAGGGAAGGAGGGAGGGAGGGAGAAAGAGGGGGAGA